GUCGGCGGCGCGGCGCGGGGCGGGCGGCGCUCCCCGCCAGCGCAGCGGCAUGAAGGAGCCGUCGCUGCCCGGCACCUCGCUGCAGCGGGCCUGCCGCCUCCUCGUCGCUUUCUGUGCCCUCCACCUCUCGGCCACGCUGCUCUACUACCUGGCGGGCAGCGCCCUGGGGCCGCCGGGCAGUCCNGAGCCCGGGGGGUUCCCGGGGCGCCCCGAGCAGGCGGCGCUCCCGCCCCGCGUCCCGCCCGCCCGGGCGGCUCCAGGAACCGGAUCCGCGGGCUCCGCAGAGCCGCCGCCGCCGCCGGGCCCCUGCCCCGAGCCCUCGCCGCUGCUCGUUGGUGCACUACGCGUGGAGUUUUCCCAGCCCAUAAACCUGGAAGAAGUGGCAAGAAUAAACCCUGAGGUCAAAGCAGGAGGUCGUUUUGCCCCAAAGGACUGUAUAGCACUUCAGAAAGUAGCCAUAAUCAUACCAUUCAGGAAUCGAGAGGAGCACCUGAAGUACUGGCUCUACUACCUGCACCCAGUUCUCCAAAGGCAGCAGCUAGAUUAUGGAGUAUAUGUUAUCAACCAGGAUGGAGAAGAAGAAUUUAACCGUGCUAAACUGCUGAAUAUUGGAUUCGCAGAGGCUCUGAAAGAGUAUGACUAUGAUUGCUUCGUGUUUAGUGAUGUAGACCUCAUUCCAAUGGAUGACAGGAACACCUACAAAUGUUACAGCCAGCCACGGCACCUCUCUGUAUCCAUGGAUAAAUUUGGAUUUCGGUUGCCUUACAAUCAGUAUUUUGGAGGCGUGUCUGCCUUAAGCAAAGAGCAGUUCACAAAGAUCAAUGGGUUCCCAAACAAUUACUGGGGCUGGGGAGGUGAAGAUGAUGACAUUUAUAACAGGCUGGUGUUUAAAGGCAUGGGAAUAUCGCGUCCGGAUGCGGUCAUUGGGAAGUGCAGAAUGAUCCGGCAUUCCCGGGACAGGAAGAACGAACCCAACCCCGAAAGGUUUGACCGAAUUGCUCAUACGAGGGAGACAAUGAAUUCUGAUGGUUUAAAUACACUGUCCUACAAGGUGUUAAGAACUGACAAGUACCCUCUAUACACAAAGAUCACAGUGGAUAUUGGCUCCCCCAAGAGCUAACAUCAGAGACACAACAGAGACUUACCUAUACUGCCCAGGAUAUCUGGCCUCACUGAUGCAUUACAUCUGCUGGUUUUGUAACAAUUGCAAUGAACCAAAAAAAAAAGCCUCUUUUGGCAUGCCAAAGUGUCUCCAAAUUGGUUGGACAAGUGCUUUCUUAAAUUUUUUUUUAAUUCCAAACUUGACUUCAUACAACUUUCUAGCUCUCCAUUGUUUUUUAAGUCCAGAAGUUGUACAUAAGAGUUGUAAAUAUUUACUUUGCCAGAAAAUGUUGAAUCGGAUCUAUUUGCUGCAGUACUCCCCAUGCUGAGUUAAUUGCUGGACUCAAAUUUUACUGAUUAUGACUGUGGUGUAUCAACAAUUACUGCCCAUGAUAUUUGGUAUUUUGAAUGAGGUGCGUGAAAACAUUCUUUUUAAUUCAUUCCKGGUUUUACUUUAUGAAGGACUAUAAAAAGCUGCUAAAAUUGUACAAGUUUACGUUUAGAUUUUUUAAUGGAGACAGCAUAAUACAACUUUUUUCUCAUAGUGACCAAAACAAACAUCUCCUCUGUGUGCAGAGCAGGUGUUGAACAAUCAAGUCUGGAUUCAAUGAAUGUCGUUUUCUUUUUUAGUCUGAAAGGAGGCUUUGAGUGAAUUGAGACAGUUUGCCAGAAUUUGUGGGUGAGCUCCCUCCCUACAUAGGGURAGAGCUACACAGAUGGCACCUCUAAAAACCGCUGGCUUCAGAUAACCUUACUUAUGGGUAUGAUAGAGAUUAUUUGCUUCAGCACAACACCACUUGGGAUGUUUUAAAGGGGGGUUGGGAAGUGUAGAGAGGGGUAGGUUUGUGGUGUUGGAUGGAUUUUUAUCCUGAAAUAAAGAUUAAUUUAAUUGCACAAUUAAAUUAUGGCCUUAAAACUUCCUAACACUUGUUAGCAGUGGUAGGAAGUUACCAUGCUAUUUAAACAUUGUCUGAAGCUUCUUAAAACCAGAAUUUUCUCUUGCAAAGUUGUGCAUAAAACUUGAAAACUUUUAUUACUUUUGUUGCUUUAACAUUUAAUAACUUUUAAAAGUAAUUUGUAUAUCAUAAGCAGUAUAUUUAAUAYCAAAUUAAACGAGGGUGCAGCAUAAUAGGAUAUGAUUCAAAGCCUCCUUUAUCUUUAGACUAGUAGGCUUUUUAUGUGCGUCAUUAUAUAUAAGCCAUGUAUUUUGUUUGCUCUGCGUUAUUUGUCCAUUAAAUCUCCUGCGGUGCUGAGAUAUUCACAGCAGGGCCGACAUCCAAAUGAUUUUUCUUUUCCUAAAGCCUAUUUGCAGUGUGUGUCCUCUAUCUGGAACCUCCCUUCUGAUUGUCUCAGGCUUGAGGGGCACRCACAUUCUGCAGUACUAUUUUCUGUCAGUGCACCAGGGCACCACCUGUACAGACGCUGCUUUUCCUCCCCUGUGUAUGAAAGCCUCAAGUGCUGACACCCAGGGAGCUGGUUUAAGUGAUUUAAAAGCUCUUAGCCAGAACUGAGAACUGAAUUCCUUCUGGUGASUAUUUUGCCAGCCAGCUCUGACCACAGCAAUUUGCACUUCCUUAGCCUGUGCUGAAGACUGUUCAAAUCAGGGACACUUGUUGUAUUGGGGAUCAUCUUCAGCACUGCCUUUUUUUUUUUUCAUUGUUUGGUUUAGUUUGGUUUUUUAUUGCAUUUUUUGAGACCUGAGGGGUUUGCUGAACCCUUGCACUGCAGGGGUGGGAUCCUGCAGGGACCAGGGUACAGUGCAUUUCUUUGUAGGACAGCAGUAGCUCAAAGGAUGCUUAGAGACUUUAAUUACUAGAUGCCUUUUUAGUCUCACUUUGGAAAAGUCUUCGCCUCCUUUAGUUCAAAGCUCUUUCUGGCUAGACUUGCUGCUCCAGUCAUGCUGGGAGCUGUGCAAAGAUGGGCUUGCAUGGAGCAGGAGCAAAGUGCAAGGAAGAAGGCUUGUGGUUAAGAGCUUAUCCCUUGUGCUUAUAAUU
Messenger RNA from Malurus melanocephalus (red-backed fairy wren), 3095 nucleotides. It is a transcript of the gene B4GALT1, whose product is annotated as beta-1,4-galactosyltransferase 1. Gene Ontology annotation, biological process: carbohydrate metabolic process; protein N-linked glycosylation. Bases 50 to 1120 code for a protein of 356 amino acids. Gene Ontology annotation, molecular function: beta-N-acetylglucosaminylglycopeptide beta-1,4-galactosyltransferase activity; cytoskeletal protein binding. NCBI's taxonomy places the organism in Eukaryota, Metazoa, Chordata, Aves, Passeriformes, Maluridae. The transcript has 7 exons. The record is from RefSeq and is a predicted model, not a curated record.